This is a messenger RNA of Rotaria sordida, 1224 nucleotides long. The record is from the annotation of a GenBank genome assembly. Lineage: Eukaryota; Metazoa; Rotifera; Eurotatoria; Philodinida; Philodinidae.
AUGAUUUCAACAAUGUAUUCUCAACAACAGAUGGCUCCAAUGCCUCAACAACAAAAACCAACUAUUCAAAAAUUACUUGAUGAUAAUUCUCAAUUAAUAUCAUUAAUACUUGAUUUACAAUCUAAAGGACGACAAAUGGAAAGUAUUGAAUAUCAACGAACAUUACAUCGAAAUUUAACUUAUUUAACACAAUUUGAUGUUACACAAACACAUCAUCCAAAUAGUUUACCUCCACCCGAUGCAUUCAUUCAAACACAACAAACAAUGAUGGGAAAUAAUAUGAUGCAACCGAAUCAAAUGGGUGUACCAACAUCAACUCCUGAACAAAUGUAUCGAGCACAAACAAAUAGUCCAGCUCCAUCGAAUGUUCCUUCAUCAACAUUAAAUAAAAGUCCACAUGGUAGUAGUAGUAGUAAUAGUGCUGGUGGUCUUUAUCCUCCAUCAAAUACAUCAACAACUAAUUCAUCUAUGCCUCCAUCACUUCAACAACAACGAUCACCAGCUGGUUCAAUUCCGUCACCAUCACCAUCUGGUCCAAUAACAUCAUCUAUUUCACCUCAAAAUCCCGUUAUGAAUAAAGCACCAACACCACAACCAACAUCAAGUCAUUUAUCUUCAAUGUCUCAACAACAACAACAACCAAGACCUUAUUUACCAUCACAACCAAUGAUGCAACAACAACAAGGUAGAGUUAUGAAUGGUACUCCAAUGGAUCAUUCAUCAACUGGACAAACACAAUCUUCAUAUAUUCAAGGUCAACAAUCAUAUAUACCUCAACAACAACAACAACAACAUGCAUAUACAUUACAACAAAAUGGUUAUGGACAUCAUCCAAAUGGUGGUAUGCCUCAACAACAUUAUUCAAUGUAUCAUCAACAACAAAAUCCAGGCAUGUCUGUUCCUUCAAAUCAAAUAGCUAAACCAAAUUCUCCAUUAAAUAAUCAACAACAAUCAAUUAUUCAAGCUCCAUCAUCACCUAAACCAUCAUCAUCAAGUUCACCUUCUCAAGCAACAAAUACACAAAAUCUUGUUUCAAAUCAACAACAACAACAAAUGGCAUAUAAUAACUAUGCUGGACAACAACAAAUGUAUCAUCCACAACAAACUUAUCAUAUGCAACAACAACAACAACAAUGGCAAAAUCAACCACCACGAAUGAUGAUGCAACCUCAAUAUACACCUUAUCAACAAGGACAAUAUCAACAAACACCACCUCAAACUUAA